AUGUCGGGAAACGUUGCACUUAUUCUCGGAGCUGGGCCCAGAGUCGGCGCCUCUGUCGCUCAGAAAUUCGCUAGCAACGGCUAUAAAGUUGCUAUCGCUUCCAGGAGCGGCACUGGCUCCAAAACCGCCGAAGGGUUUCUCUCACUCAAAGCGGACUUCACCAAGCCCGACUCAGUCCCGGCGCUGUUCGAUGCGGUCAAGACCGAGUUUAAGACAGCUCCUAGUGUUGUUGUCUACAACGCAGCAGCACUUACGAACCCUCCCGAGAAGGACUCCAUUUUUUCGAUCCCAUCGGACAGUAUCGUAUCGGAUCUCAACGUCAACACUGUUAGUCCCUACGUCGCAGCCCAGCAGGCUGUCAUUGGAUGGGCAACGUUGCCCAAGGAGGCUAAAAAGACAUUUAUAUACACCGGCAACAUUUUGAACGUCUCUGUCGUUCCAGUGCCCCUUAUGGUAGAUCUUGGUAUGGGCAAAUCAGCAUCGGCAUUUUGGGUCGGUGUUGCGGACAGUGUAUAUUCCUCUCAGGGGUUCCGAUUCUUCUAUGCUGAUGAGCGCCAAGGAGAUGGCAAGAGUAAGGGGCUUGCGCUCGAUGGUGCUGCGCAUGGUGAAUUCUUUGCGCAGUUGGCAAAUCAUGAGGGAAAUGUGCCAUGGCAUGCCACGUUUGUGAAGGACAAGGGUUAUGUCCAGUUUAAGUAA
Messenger RNA from Daldinia childiae, 696 nucleotides. RefSeq lists its product as uncharacterized. NCBI's taxonomy places the organism in Eukaryota, Fungi, Ascomycota, Sordariomycetes, Xylariales, Hypoxylaceae. The record is from RefSeq and is a predicted model, not a curated record. The transcript has 2 exons. Bases 1 to 696 code for a protein of 231 amino acids.